This is a messenger RNA of Macroventuria anomochaeta, 1946 nucleotides long. RefSeq lists its product as uncharacterized. NCBI's taxonomy places the organism in Eukaryota, Fungi, Ascomycota, Dothideomycetes, Pleosporales, Didymellaceae. The transcript is spliced from 3 exons. The coding region runs from base 407 to 1897 and encodes 496 amino acids. The record is from RefSeq and is a predicted model, not a curated record.
ACUGCAUGUCCUGCUUCGCGCCGCCUUGAGUGUAAUGACGCAGGAGCCAUUUGCGAUUACAAAGCCGCAUUCGCAGCCGAUCACAUCUUCCACAUACGCACGACCUUCGUCAAGAGCCUGCUUACCGUGCAGCAUCCUUUGUCUCAAUGUGCUUCUUCCGUAAGCUUGCCUUGCGCUGCGUGGCUGCUCGCAUGAAGCGUUGAUGGUAUUGCCUCAGUGGCUCGAUUCGCUGCCCGUUGCUGCAGUCAGCCUUGUCCCGCCCGGCCCGUGCUGAGAGAUCUCCAUGAUGAUAAUCGAUAUCGAAAGCAGAUAGCCUAAGCAUACUCUUGAGAGGCCCAGAUAGUAAGGGCGUAUAUCUGAAGCUUCUGAACUAGGUUUGAAGCACAGUACAGCUUAUCAUCGCACAAUGGAUCGAUCGUCAAAGCCCACCUUCAGCUUCGUGAACCUCAAGCACCCGGAUGACCUGAAGGAUGAAGAGACACAGCUUCGCAUACGGCGACUGGCAAUGACAGAAGUUGGCAAAGCGCGACGCAAACCAAGGACCAAACGUGAACGAAACGAGGUCGUCCUGGAGCUUCGCAAUGCCACACAAAGACAGCCUAAUAUCGAUCGUUUAGGUAGUGGAAGUAUUGAUCCUUUCAGUCACUAUCCAAUCGAACUUGACGACAAUGCUCGAGUUUUACUCGCAAAUAUUUUCAAUCCCGAAAGUCGCCAUGCGAGCCAAUUGAGAGGAUCGUGGUUUCCAGUUGGACUUGACAGCCCAGCAGCUUUUCACCAUGCGUUAGCAAAUUCGCAGAACUUCAUCUUCCAGAAGAUGUACGGAUACUUCCCCUCACAGGACAACGCGCAGGCCUUAAUUCACCACCAAAAGGCGCUUCGUUUUGCGAGGGAGUUGUUGAGUGACUCGACUAAACACACGAGCAACAAGGCUCUCGGCACAAUCGUAUCAUUCAUCUGCCAUCAUGUAAGUACAGCUUCCGAGGAUGGUGACCAGGGCUUACAGGCUCAGGCUCUAUUGGGCAGUUUUGGUGGUGGUGAGUGGAAGCAGCAUCAUAAUGCUUUGUUGGAAAUUAUUGAUCUGAGAGGUGGUUACAAUACCAUCGACCAGGAAUAUCUUCGAAUUACAAUAUCAUGGGGCGAUCUCAUGGGUUCGUUCGCACAAGACAUACCGCCUUCGGUGCCACUACCUCGCAAAUGGGAAGCCGACUCUAGAUCGUCACCUGGAUCUCCUCGACCGCACAGCUCCAUAUCGCUUGUAUGGAAGCAACAACUACCCAUGCAGCUUGAUUGGGUGACGAUUUUUGACGACGUUGUGCAUUUGAUAUCACUAGAUCGUGCUUUCAACGAGCAGCAGCUGGAGUUAGCGGUCACAAGUGGUAGUUGGGUUGAGCCAACCAUGUACCGCUUGCUUGCCAUUCGACCACUACUGCUCGGCAACGACCGCAAGAAUGUACUCGAAGAGGUGUGCCGACUCGGUACCCUACUAUUCUUGGCUCCUUGCUGGCGGACCCUGGGGCAGUCUCCUGUGUGGACUGCGGCGAUUUCUCGAAACCUUCAACUCGUGCUCUUGCAGUUCAAGACGGAAUGGAAUGAGCUCAAGCCACUUCUCGUUUGGACACUCUACUUUGCCGCAGUCGAGACAAGCGACUUGGCGGAACGCAGUCAAUUCGUCUUCAUGUUGGCGAUGGUUGUGAGGAAUAUGCAACUUCGUAGCUGGAGCGAAGUGCUGAAUGCUGUCAAGGGUGUGUUGUGGGUGGACAAAGUUUCUGCUGGCAGCGACGAGCUGAUUCGAGAUGAGGUAAUGCAGAUUGUAAAUCACAGACUCGUGAUGCCAACUUUGGAGGAAGAACCAACUGCUAUUUUCGAGAGUCUUGGCGAAACAAUAGAAGGCGCGUAAGCCGCUUUCGGCAAGUCGUGAUCCUUGUUCAUGCAUAUAUCUUGUAUCC